Messenger RNA from Eimeria maxima, 1299 nucleotides. RefSeq lists its product as hypothetical. The coding region runs from base 1 to 1299 and encodes 432 amino acids. The record is from RefSeq and is a predicted model, not a curated record. The transcript has a single exon. Lineage: Eukaryota; Apicomplexa; Conoidasida; Eucoccidiorida; Eimeriidae.
AUGGCCCGUGCAACCCGCAGCCGCUGCGGGCCGUCUUGCUCGCGGCACGCUGUCCGUGAGAUCAAGCAAGACCCCACCGCAUCAUCCCCGUACUCUGUUGCACAACCUGCUCCUUCUUCAUCUUCUUCUUUCUCUCAUGGAGCAUCAGGAGCAGCAGGAGGAGGUGGUGGCAGUUCGCCUUCCUCGUGUGUUGCUCUCCCUGGCCAUCGGCGGGUGCAGAGCGAGCGAAUAAAGGAGGAGGUAUCAGCGGGUCAUGGCGUUCGUGCUUCUUCUAAUCGCAGUGGCGCUCUUCCGGCAAGAUCCGUCUCUUUAGCAGGUACUUCGCGUAUAGCAGCUGGCGGCGUUGUUGGGUUGGGCGGCGGUGGUGCUGCUGCAGCUGGUGGUGGUACAACGGGAGCUGGCGGCGGGGGUGUCGGUGGUGUUGCUGUUGCUGGCAUUGUGACCAACGGUGCAUCGGCUCAUAAUUCUAGGGUUGGACCACGUGUUGGUGGUGGUGUUGGUGGUACUGCAGGUGUAGCAGCAGCUGCAGCACCAGGUUCAGGAGCAGCAGGUUCAGGAGCAGCAGGUUCAGGAGCAGCAGGUUCAGGAGCAGCAGGUGCAGCAGGAGGCGUCGGAGGAGCUGCAGCAACAGCAGCACUAGCAGGUUCAGCUGUUCCGGACGACAGUUUGUUGCUGUCAGUGUAUCGAUCAAGCUAUGAGGGUAUAUCUUUGUUACCGGAUCGAUUAUUGGCGACCUUACCGCGUUUAAAAACAUUUCCUGAGGAGUACAACGCCUUAAGGUUAUUUCUUCGUCCAAUAGAACUUGCAUGCGAGGCAGCACAGAAGACGGAUUAUCUGCUGCCGGUGGUGUUGCAGCAAAUGGCAUUUUCGAUACAAGAAUACCUACAGCGCGCCUUACAGCGACGUUUCCCUCAUGCGGCAGUGCACAGCUACAGAAUGUUAAUAACAGUUUUAUUAGAACAUUUUCUUGUAGAAGGAAACCCGGAGUUUCAUCUAGGAAAGGCAUUUGCACAAUUAGCAAACUCCUGCAUGCAAGCCCGCGACUUGCACUUGCAAGUUGUCUCUGCUUACCAAGGAUACUUGGAUAUGUGUAGGAGGGCGGGAAUAGAACCCGAGGUAGGAGAAAGAACUGUUGCUAGACUCUUUAUGGAGCAUCUGCCUCCUUCUAUUGCCCCAAGAGUAAGACUACAAGCUUACUUACGAGGGGUGGAUGAAGACUUAGAUGCUGUCGCGAGACUCGCCAGACAGAUUGAAAUCGCCGAAGAACAUGCAAGAAGAACUGAACAACUCAUUCAAUAA